Messenger RNA from Necator americanus (New World hookworm), 234 nucleotides. RefSeq lists its product as uncharacterized. The record is from RefSeq and is a predicted model, not a curated record. The transcript has a single exon. Bases 1 to 234 code for a protein of 77 amino acids. NCBI's taxonomy places the organism in Eukaryota, Metazoa, Nematoda, Chromadorea, Rhabditida, Ancylostomatidae.
AUGUUCAUUGAGCUGUCAGUGAACAUUUGUUGUACCCCAUUGUCCGAUCCGGACAACGGUUGUGCAUUCGAGGUCUGGUACAACCGCUACGAGGACGUCAUCUCAAAGGACGGCGCUACCUUGGAUGAUGCAACAAAAGCUCUACUAAUCAAACAGUCUCCAAACUCGACGCCAUCACAUAUGCCAGUUUCACGAACCACAUUCUUCCUAAAAGAGCAUGGAAUGUUCCCUUAA